UCGCCAUAAAGCACGUUAGUUAGUCAAUAGUUGGGCAUUUGGGAUUGGGGGACACAUUACUUCUCUUACGUCAGGGCCGUCGGUUCUUACUUAUCCCUUUCCCUCCCCACCAACCGCACCUGCUGUUGCCUGCUGGGCGGCUGUGCUGGUCAGCAGGGGCGUCUUCUCGUCAGUGGUCGUGUAGGUGGGAUGAAGAGAGGGGCUGCCGGCCUUAUCGCCGGUGUGUGACUGCUGCUGCUGCUGCUGCUGCGGGGAGCCCGAUGGCCGGCGGUCUUCAUCGGACGAUGAGGCGCCCUCUGCUCGUCCCCGGCUCUGCUGCUUGAUGUAGUCGCGGUGCAUGUGGAUGAAGCGCGCACACACGAAGAUGAAGUACAAGGAGGAGGCGAUCUGCACGCCCAGCACGGCCAUGAAGUACACCUUUAUGCCGUAGGCCUUCUUGUGGCCGGGCAGGGGGGGCGGGGUGAAGAACAGCCAGAUGUGGCACAUGACGCCGGUCCAUAUGAUGGUGUUGAAGGCGAGGCUGGCGAUGAACACCAUGGCCGUGUGGAUCCUCGACUUGAUGUAGCGCGAGAAGGUGGCGGUGGCAGAGGCCAGGGACGAGAGGGCCGUGACGAUGAACAGUAUGCCGAGAGCCCACAUGUCGGUGGGCAGCACCUUGAGCGCCUCAAAGCCGCUGAAGGCCGCCGAGCCAAACUGAUAAAACGCAACUGCACCGCACGCACAGCACAGAGAACCACCAGCAGCUCAAUCGAGAUCUCAUUGCAUGUGUGAUGCAUACUUGCAAGUGCAGUGCAAUGGACACGUACUCACCGGUGAUGAUGGCGGAUCUGAGGCUCUGGCAGCAGCAGUAGCACGUCUGCAUAUCGAGGUACGUCGCCAUGAGGAAGUAGUAGCACUGGUCGAACAAACUCAUAUCAUAUCAGAGGGCCGUGGGGGGACGGGACGGGCAGACUCCGAGGGCUUCUUUGGGGGUUGGUGGACGCGGGGAUAGGAGUAAGG
Messenger RNA from Vitrella brassicaformis, 999 nucleotides. Lineage: Eukaryota; Vitrellaceae. The record is from the annotation of a GenBank genome assembly.